AACUGAUGCACGCCAGUCGAUCAUGGAAAUUAAGGCGAAGCACAACGCGAUGCUGUUGCUCUGCAUUUGCAUAGCUGGCCACUUUCUAAAUGCGCAGGUCACAGCUGCCCCCACCAGCGAUGAGGAUCUCAAACAGGACGGACCCUACAUUACGGAAUUACUGCGUCAGGCGAAGACUGCUGAGAUCGAGAGCUUUAUGGACCAGAAGACAGAUCCGUGCAACGAUUUCUACGAUUUCUCCUGUGGCAACUACAAUCGCAUCAACUCGGCUUCGAGCAUGCAGGUGGUUUCUACCGGAUCAUUCGAGACUUUGACCAAUGGUCUCAACCGAAAGAUACUGAAGAUGCUCAGCUCACCCCACGAUGCACACGACACUCCGGAGGACAUUCAGGUGAAGCAUUUCUACGAGUCCUGCCUCCGGAUUAAUGAGCUUAACUCGACCUACAGCGAAAAGCUGAAGCGGCUCAUUGCUGAAUUCGGUACGAUGCCGAUGCUCGAGGGAUCAUCCUGGCAGGAGGACGACUUCGACUGGCUGGGGACUAGUGCUCGCAUGUCCUACCGAUACGGCGUCACUCCCAUUUUAGCCAGCGAUGUAAGUAAGGACUUCGGCAGCAACACCCGAAACCGAAUAUACUUGAGGCAGCAAAACUUCCCGCUGGAGUCACGGUCCAUGUACGUCGAUGAAGCAACGGCAGUGUAUCGUCAGAAAUAUGGUGUUAAUAUCCAGCGCACCUUGCAGCGUUUUCUGGGUGUGACGAUGGAAUUGGCCAAAAAAACGGCAAAGGAACUGCUUGACUUUGAGGUGGACUUGGCCCAUGGAAUUGUGGACGAAAGCGAAGGAAUAGAACUGACUGAAUUGGCUCAGUUAGUCACAGUGGACGACAUGCAAAAGAGGUACUCUCCCACCUUGGACAUCGAGCGAUUUCUGUUUGUGGCCAUGGGAGAGCGCAUUUCCGACCAGAUUUACGAAUUCAACUCGCGUUAUCAGCAAAAUUUGGUCGAAGUUAUCAAGCGUACGCCCAAGCGCACUGUAGCCAACUAUAUAUUCUUUUGCCUUGUCAUGGAAUUUGUUGAGUCAUUCCCCGAGAAGCCGGAGAAGCAGAAGAAGGCCUGUGUGGAACUUACCAAGAAGUACUUCGCCAAGAGUAUGGACAACAUGUUCUACCGUCGCUACAACAACGAGAAAUCCACAAGAGAAAUCGAAAGCAUUUGGCGUCAGCUAAAGUCUACCUUUGACGAGACCCUCCGUUUCAGUUCCGCUUUGGAUUGGAUUGAGCCACCCACCCGAAAUCUUGCUAUUGCGAAGCUACAGGCAAUGACACUGGAGAUCAACAGCUACUCCGACGUUAACUUCACCGAAGAGUUUGAGGAACUCAAUCUGCAAAGUGACGAUUUCGUGGAGAAUGUGCGAUAUACAAGCAUACUCAGUGCCAAACAGAACCGGGAGUUGCUCCACAAGCCAGGCCAGCCGUUGGAGGCGGGCGCCCAACUCAGUUACACCCCGGCCAACAUCCUGAUAGAGAACACCAUCAAGAUUCCGGUUGCCCUGCUGCAGCCCUUCUACAUUUGGUCCGAUGUCUACCCCAAUGCGGUUAUGUUCGGAACCCUGGCCUCCCUAAUUGGACACGAGUUAAUCCACGGAUUCGACGACAGCGGACGAAGGUUUGAUGAUAAGGGAAACUCGACGGAUUGGUGGGAUGAGAAGUCCAGCAGCAACUUCCUGAAACGAAGGGAAUGCUUCACCAAGCAGUACGGCCGGUAUGUGUACGAUGGAAUCCAGCUGAAGGAGUCAACCGCGCAGUCGGAGAACAUUGCGGACAAUGGAGGAACAAGGCUGGCCUACGCAGCCUACCGGAAAUGGUUCGAGUCCCAAAUGACAAAUAGCUCGAGUGUCAAUCAGGUCCUGGCCAAGGAGACCCUGCCCAACCUGCGAUACUCCGCCAACCAGCUGUUCUUCAUCAGCUUUGCGCAGGUCUGGUGCAACGAUGCACAUCCCAAUGUAAAGGCCCUGCAAGUAUCAACCGACCAGCACAUGCCAGGAAAGUUCCGCGUUAUUGGAUCCUUAUCGAACUUCGAGGAGUUCUCCAAAGAGUUCAACUGCCCAGCCGGAUCCGCCAUGAAUCCUAAGGAGAAAUGCAUACUGUACUAGUUAAAUGGUUCCGAAAUGACAUUCUUUAACUUGAUCAAUAUUUUCGUAAGGAAUAAAACAAAUUAAAUAUUUAGUGUCA
Molecule: messenger RNA, 2228 nt
Organism: Drosophila santomea
Lineage: Eukaryota; Metazoa; Arthropoda; Insecta; Diptera; Drosophilidae
Product: neprilysin-4
Exons: 1
Coding region: 23-2149 (708 amino acids)
Biological process (GO): protein processing
Cellular component (GO): plasma membrane
Molecular function (GO): metalloendopeptidase activity
Source: RefSeq, a predicted model, not a curated record